UCUCUCUCCCCCUUCUCUCUAAACCCCCCAUCCCCUUCCUUCCUUCUCUCUCAUUCUCAAUUCCCAAUUCCCAAUGGCUUCCAAAUUCCUCCUCCUCCUCUUCACUAUCCUUCUCUUCAUUUCUUCCUCUUCCGCCCAUCUCUCCGUCGACACUUCCCUCAAGCUCAUGGCCGACGCCCUCGAAUGGCCCACCACCACUUCCCUCAUCGAAUCCGCCACCGCCACCGACAUCGACGACGACGAACUCGACCUUGAACAAGACCCCCGCAGAUCUCUCUUCUGGAGGCGAGUCCACUACUACAUUUCUUACGGCGCCCUCGCCGCCAACCGGAUCCCUUGCCCGCCCCGCUCCGGCCGCCCUUACUACACUCACAACUGCUACAAGGCUCGCGGCCCUGUCAAUCCUUACUCCCGCGGCUGCUCCGCCAUUACCCGUUGCCGCCGCUGAUCUCUCUACACUUUAAACGCCGUCGUAUUUCCACUUUCCCUAAUUUGUUGAUCUCAUCUGUAUUUUGUCGGUUUUUAGGGCUUGGAGUUGGAACAACAGAGACGACAUGUAGUUUGGGGUUUUUUUUUUUUAUUUAAUUCUUAUUUUUAUAAUACUUUUUUGAUUGUUCCGCAAUCUAGGGCUCGGAAAACGGCGUCGGUUUAUUGGCUGAGGUAUUAUUAUUUAUUACUGCUAUUUAAUUAUGAUGAUGAUGUGUCCCUUGCUAUCUGAACUGGAUUAUAUAAAUUCAAUAUUGUUGUUUAUUA
Messenger RNA from Benincasa hispida (wax gourd), 753 nucleotides. Its product is annotated as protein RALF-like 34. The record is from RefSeq and is a predicted model, not a curated record. Gene Ontology annotation, biological process: calcium-mediated signaling. Lineage: Eukaryota; Viridiplantae; Streptophyta; Magnoliopsida; Cucurbitales; Cucurbitaceae. Gene Ontology annotation, cellular component: plasmodesma.